Betta splendens (Siamese fighting fish) is the source of this 955-nucleotide messenger RNA. Its product is annotated as odorant receptor 131-2-like. NCBI's taxonomy places the organism in Eukaryota, Metazoa, Chordata, Actinopteri, Anabantiformes, Osphronemidae. Gene Ontology annotation, biological process: G protein-coupled receptor signaling pathway. The record is from RefSeq and is a predicted model, not a curated record. Gene Ontology annotation, molecular function: G protein-coupled receptor activity. Gene Ontology annotation, cellular component: membrane. The transcript is spliced from 2 exons. Bases 26 to 955 code for a protein of 309 amino acids.
AUGAACAAGACAACAAAAAACAAGAAUGAAUUCCACAACACCCGUUUAUCGAGACACAGUACAAACAGUUAUAAUUAAAAAUGUGGUCACUGUGGUUCUCUGCAUCACCAUUAACUAUGUCAACAGCAUCCUGGUACGCACAUUCAGAAAACAUCAAGUGUUUAACAUGAACCCUCGCUAUAUCUUCUAUAUCCACCUAGUAAUCAACGAUAUCAUCUUGCUGAGUGCAUUCACUCUGCUUCAGGUCCUCAGUUACACUGUCUUUACACUGAAUGCCUCCUUAUGCAUAGUUUUGCUCAUAAUUGCUAUAUUUGCAAACCUGAACAACCCCCUGACCCUGGCAGUUAUGGCAGUGGAGAGUUACGUUGCCAUUUGCUUCCCUCUCCAUCACACCCAGAUCUGUACAGUCAAGAAAACCUAUGCUGUGAUCGGCUUAAUAUGGACACUCAGUACGCUUUCAAUCCUACCAGAUAUAUUUGUUGCCGUAGCCACAGAACCUGUGGAAUUCUUUAAUUCCGGAGUUUUUUGCUUGAGGAAAAAUAUUUUCAGGGCCCCGUAUCUCACAGUAAAGAGAGACGCACUCAAUGCAGUGUUUUUGGUCAUUGUGUGGAUGACACUUUUCUAUACAUACUUCAGGAUACUUUUUACGGCUAAGGCGGCUGCUGCACAUGCCAAGAAGGCAAGAAACACUGUCCUCCUCCACGGCUUCCAGCUAAUGUUGUGCAUGCUCUCUUAUGUCUUUUAUCUCGUUAUAGAAGGUUUUACAAUCUUAUUUCCACAUAAUUCGGUAAACAUUCGCUUCACUCUUUCAAUAUUGAUUCAGAUCCUUCCUCGACUCAUCAGUCCAGUCAUUUAUGGGUUACGAGACAAAAUAUUCAGGAAGUACCUGAAACAAUAUUUGUUCUUUCCAACAAAAACUAAAAUUUAUAUACAGAAACAACAAACUGGGACAUAA